AUACGGUUAAGCUAUUACUGUGGAAUAAACAGCGGUAUAUGUAACAUUAUUGACAAACGCUUUAAAGAGUGAUUUAUCACUGCAGAGGAAUUUGAUAGGACUUAUUUCAGCCGUGAAUUCCUUGGACUUGCAUUAGUCAAACAUUGCAUUACGAGCGGUUCACUUGAAGACCAUCACUUGAAAAGAAACAUUCAAGACUACAUGGUGUGUGCAACGGAGAAUUGCGCUUUUAAAUAAAUUAAAAGAGACAAUUAAAUUCAAAAGACAGCAAGGAUGUUGUUGAGUUCCGUAAAUUUCAUUGCGAAGGGGCGAACAGGAAAGAAAGAUGUUAAACAGGACAAGAAAGUUGUCGAAGACUUAGAAGAUUCUCGGGAAGAUGUCUGUGAAAUGUGCAGAAAGCAGAUUGAGGAAGACAGCACAAUCUUUCAGUUCCCGACCCUCUCCCACAGUGGAUCCAGCAACAGCUAUAAGACAUCAGGAUACUCAUCUGCGGAAAGCCUCGUUUCGGAAGAAAACAAAGGUGACCGCGUCACCAUAGCAACAGGCGAUGAGCUGUGUCUAAGUGUGGACCAGUUCUACUACACCAUCGGCCUUAAAGAGGGGGAGCGCACCGAUAGCACAUGUGUGUUCCGGAAGCAAGUGCUGGACUACACAGAGCAGUCAAAUGGCCACAUCGAGACGGCCGUGUUUGUCCUGGACUGUGACCAAGACUUCUACCUCACGUGCUCCAAGAACAAAAGCCUGGAACUGAAUUAUUACCCAGAAUCGCCUAAACCGGACACGGAAGAUGAGCGAAUGUUUCUGAUAUACUACACAACGUUGGGACACGUGCUCAUUCAACCUAAACAUCACAAAAACACGUACUUACAUCACAUAGAUCACGCUCUGAGUGUCCAGCAACUAGAUUUAAACUGGAGAUGUCCGGAGGAGUACUUUUUCCACUUUAACGCUGUGCCAGAGGACACAUAUCGACAAAAAUCCAAGAGACAAAUCACGUGCUCACACAAAGCUAUGUCGACAGACAACGAAUGCGAAAACGAUACAGACAAUUCUUCCGUCGCAAGAAGGAAUACCAAAAACUCGUUUAAAGUGAAGAAAUCAGAACAGAUGAAAGACAUUCCGGAAAAAUGUAACAGAGUACUUUUACCAACAAGAAAAGUGUGCAAAAAUAAGCAUUCAUUGAAGAGUUUAUUCAUUGGAUGUUUUAGCGGCCGAAGUAACUUGCUUUCACAAUCAGAAGUGUGAUAUUCUAAAGACAUUUACAUUCUACAGAAAUCCAGACAUAUUCUAAAUAGUAUUGCAAUGCCAUGUCAUACAUACUUCAUACACAAUUAUGUCCGUCCAUGAAUAUGCUAUUGUUUGUUGAUGUGUUUUCGUUAAGGCGGCGUAACGUAGAUGGUUUUUGAGAAGAUUCUGGAAUAAUAAUGUUAAGAGAAUGCAAAAUUCAAAUAUGUUGCUGUGUACUUAAGAUGACUUAUUUACUGAUUAAUUAAUUAAUUAAUUAAUUUAUUUAUUUAUUUAUUUAUUUAUUUAUUUAUUUAUUUAUUUAUUUAUUUAUUUAUUUAUUUAUUUAUUUAUUUAUUUAUUAUCUAUUGUCCAUAAGGUGUAAACAUAUUUAAAACAAACUCUCAUCAUUAUGUUGAGAGUAAGCGAUCUUGUAGCCGAAACUAACAACAAAAAAAACGUACGACCACGUUUUGUGGGUAUUUGUUUGUAAUGUUCUGUUGUGAUGGGAUUCACGUCAUUCAUAGCAUUUUGUUCCUAAUGGAUGGGUUCGAGUAUUUCAAUUCAAUUCAACUCAGUUGAAAACGCUUGACUGAAUAUUCGAUAUGACCUCAUUUGUUAGAAAAAAACUCAAUUAGUUAUAACGUUAGGUUUCGGACGGUUCAAGUCCUAAUACGGCUUGUUGGGCCCUUUGAAAAAUACAACGAACCCAUUCAAGUGAGCAUUAACUAUUACUCAUCAGGCAAUCUUGGUUGUGUUCUAACGAGGGCUAGGAAAUCGUAUUUAUUUCUAACAAGCAUCGCGGGUCUGUAACAAAUGGCCGAGUUGCGUGCAACAUGCCAUGAAUUGGAAUAUUGUUCUACUUUUACUAACAUUAUCUUGGAAUAUAAAGGAUUCUUCUUUUUCGUCUUGACUGACUUUAGGAUGUUAUGAAUUAUGUUCACUAAGCACACUUUAUGUGUUUGUUUCAGAGCAUACAUAAUGUUCAUUUAAAGUUGCAAGUAUAACCUGUUUUUGGACGACCGCUAUUUACAUUAUGUUGGUAAGAGAUAUUGUCCUGCAUUUCCUAGCUAUUUCUAUAUGUGAACUAUUAGUAUUAAUAAUACGUACUAAUAUUUCGAAAAUAGUGCUAAAAUCUAGUCAUUUGGUGCCUAUACCUGGUGCCCCUGUGUAAAGAGAUUGUCAACUAUUGGAUAGACAUAGUUGAUAUUAUGUUUAUAAUGUAUAUCUGUAUGAGCAGAAUUUCAUAUGUAUAUUUGAUAGUUGUUAUGUUUAUGCAUUUGUCACAGGGAUCAUUAUUUAUUGAGUAUAUAUUGAAAUAUGAAGAAUAUGUUUCGUAUGAAAUGUUGUACUGCGAAUAAAAAGCCAGUGAAAAUUC
Mya arenaria is the source of this 2602-nucleotide messenger RNA. RefSeq lists its product as uncharacterized. The transcript has 5 exons. The coding region runs from base 274 to 1245 and encodes 323 amino acids. Lineage: Eukaryota; Metazoa; Mollusca; Bivalvia; Myida; Myidae. The record is from RefSeq and is a predicted model, not a curated record.